UACUUCCCCCGUUCAACCAAACAAGCACUAAAUAACUUGAAAAACAUUCCUCAGAUCCAAAUUCCAAACUCAAAGUCCUAUUCUAUUCUCAAUCGAAUACAUAAAUGAACAAUUAUAAAUAGCACUGCCUAAACAUAUUCCUCCUAACUCUUCCCCUCUUUGGUUCCACAGCUCUGAACACACACAAACACACACUACACUUAAAAAUGGCUAACGACGAUUUCUCCGGCGCGUCACUCCCAUCCCCAGGCACAGACGCAUCCAGACGGCGCGUGGUAUACUUCUACGAACCCACAAUCGGCGACUACUACUACGGCCAAGGCCACCCAAUGAAACCCCACCGUAUUCGCAUGACCCACAAUCUCAUCGUUCACUACAAUCUCCACCACAGGAUGGAGAUCAUCAAUCCUUUUCCGGCGGGCCCCGCUGACAUCGGGAAGUUCCAUUCGGCCGAUUACGUGGACUUUUUAGAGUCAGUGACGCCGGAGUCAUUACAUGAUCAUGAGCAUGCUAGACACUUGAAGAAGUUUAAUGUGGGGGAAGAUUGUCCCGUGUUUGAUGGGAUGUUUAGUUUUUGUCAGGCGAGUGCUGGUGGGUCGAUUGGAGCUGCGGUCAAGUUGAAUUUGCGGGAUGCGGAUAUUGCGAUUAAUUGGGCUGGGGGGCUUCAUCAUGCGAAAAAGUCGGAGGCUUCUGGGUUUUGCUAUGUUAAUGAUAUUGUUCUGGGAAUUCUUGAGCUGCUUAAGAUACAUAAGCGUGUGUUGUAUAUAGAUAUUGACAUUCACCAUGGAGAUGGUGUAGAAGAGGCAUUUUAUACAACAGAUAGAGUAAUGACUGUGUCUUUCCAUAAAUAUGGGGAUUUCUUUCCUGGAACCGGGCACAUUAAAGACGUUGGCCAUGGUCAGGGCAAGAAUUAUUCCCUUAAUGUGCCACUGAAUGAUGGCAUUGAUGAUGACAGUUUUCGGGAACUAUUUCGACCAGUAAUUCGUAAAGUCAUGGAUGCUUACCAACCGGAAGCAGUUGUUCUGCAAUGUGGAGCUGAUUCAUUGGCUGGUGACAGGUUGGGAUGCUUCAACUUGUCCGUAAAAGGUCAUGCUGAUUGUCUACGAUUCCUCAGAUCUUUUAAUGUUCCUCUAAUGGUUCUGGGUGGGGGUGGGUAUACAAUGCGGAAUGUGGCCCGAUGCUGGUGCUACGAGACAGCAGUUGCAGUUGGGGUGGAACCUGACAAUAAAUUGCCUUUCAAUGAAUACUUCGAGUACUUUGGCCCAGAUUACACACUUCAUGUGCGACCGACUCCUGUUGAGAACCACAACUCACCCGCUGAUCUGGAGAAAAUCAGGAAUCUUCUCCUUGAACAGAUUUCUAGAUUAACUCACACGCCCAGUGUACAGUUUCAGACAGCACCACCGGUCACCAGAGUUCCAGAACAGCCGGAACAGGGGAUGGAUAUUAGACCUAAACCCCGUAUAUGGACCGGGGCCAGCGAGGACUGUGAAUCUGAUGCUGAAGCUUGAAUGCUGAUCCAAGUUUAGGUCAUAUGUUGACGCGAGGGAUGUUGCAGCUGCAUGUGAGGAAAUGCUAUAUAACGCGCAUCCACAUUGCUAAAUCUUUAAAUCUGAAUCGCAUCCUGCAAAGAAAUUUUAAAUCACAAGAUAUUAAUAUUUGCAGCAGCCGUGUCAUCAGUUAUACUUGUGAUGUUCUUAAUCCUUCUGUAGAAUUUCGUUAAGAGGUGGAAAUUUCACUUGCACAUGCCAUGUAAAAAUCUUUUGUAGCCAGCAAGGGUUAGACAACUAAUAUUUAGAACAUAGGCAUCUUAACUUGCAAGGUUACUGAGAUCUAUGGAGUUCUAUCUCCUGGAAGUUCUAUUCAUUAGUGCAAUAUACAAAGAGUUGUAGGUUCAA
This is a messenger RNA of Daucus carota subsp. sativus, 1898 nucleotides long. Its product is annotated as histone deacetylase 6. Gene Ontology annotation, molecular function: histone deacetylase activity. Gene Ontology annotation, cellular component: nucleus. The record is from RefSeq and is a predicted model, not a curated record. Lineage: Eukaryota; Viridiplantae; Streptophyta; Magnoliopsida; Apiales; Apiaceae. Bases 207 to 1511 code for a protein of 434 amino acids. The transcript is spliced from 6 exons. Gene Ontology annotation, biological process: regulation of transcription by RNA polymerase II.